CUGAGGAUAUCAACGAUUAUAAAAGAGCUGAAAGAAUUGAUAGAAGUAAAAGAAACUUGGAAAGAGUUAAGAAGCAACUUCAACCAAGCGUAUCAAAAACUACGUUAUCGUUACAAGAUAUGCAAAUCAACCAACAAGAAGUUCCGAUAGAAGAAAUGAAUCAGGAAGUUGAUGAUGUUGGAUUGAACAAACAUUUGUUUAAAUCUUCGCCCGAAAGUUUGAUUGGAUCAAGUGGAGGAAAGUUAGAGGUUGGAGGAUGUGAGUUGGUUGUUCCACCUGGAGCAUUGGAAGAAGAUGUGAAGAUUAAACUGACUGCAUCACUUCCUCUAGAGAGUAAAUGUCUUGAAACUCCAACACUUCAAUGUGAACCAGCAUCCCUUACAUUCAAAAAACAAGUGACAAUAAAAUUACAAACUCAUGUUGUGUUGGAUGAAGAAACUGUUAGAAGAUGCAAGCUUUUACUUAGUAAGGAUGGAAUUAAAUGGGAAGCAACAAAAACUAGGUUAGAGUUUUCUGACAACUUUAUCUCAUUUCAAAUCAACCAUUUCUCAUGGUGGAAAGUUAUUUUUGAAAUAUUACAAAAAAGCGUUGACUUUUUAUAUAAAAUUCAACUGAAUUUCUUGCUUUACCAAAACGCUGGCGCCGUGGUUUGGAAAGUUUGUUGGAAUCUUGAUUUGGCCACAAAAGAAAAUAUCCUAAAAGAAGAAAAAUUCUCACAAGAAACCUGGAUCAUACCUGGAGGAAACAGUUUGAUUCUUCGUAUUGCGCCCCGUGAAAAAAAUACAAACGUUGAAAUCAACCCAUCAGUAAUCACCAAAACUGCCGAACAAAUAAAUAGAUCGUGUCAUUUUGAUCGCCGGUUUGAGGUUCAAGGCCAGUUUUCAAAUAGAAUUUGGUUAAAAGCAGAACGUGUUUGUGGGAAUCUUCAUGAAGAAGAGGAAAUUUUGUUCCCGUUACCUAACACACAAGGUCGACAGCCGACCAAUCAAAUCGUUAAUAUGGUUGGGAACAUGUUGGACCAUGCUGGAGUCCUUUGUAAGGAUGUCAAUAUUCAGUCAAGCUAAAGACGAAUGGUUUUAU
Molecule: messenger RNA, 1080 nt
Organism: Ciona intestinalis (vase tunicate)
Lineage: Eukaryota; Metazoa; Chordata; Ascidiacea; Phlebobranchia; Cionidae
Source: RefSeq, a predicted model, not a curated record